AUGUUUCUUAUUUCUCCCUUCCCCCCAGCUUUUGCUUUGGUUUCUGAAGAUGUGAAGAAAGAAGCCAAACAGUCUAAGAAUUUGGAGAAAAGUGAUAUAUCAAAGAAAAAUGACAUAGAUUUAAAAGAAAUUGUAUUUGUCAUCCAGAGUCAAAGUAAUUCUUUUCAUGCGAAGAAGGCAGAACAGUUAAAACAAAACAUCUUAAAGCAAUCUACAGCUCUUUCACAGGAAAUGCCCACAGUGCUUCUCCUUCACCAGCUGGCUCAGCAGGAAGGCGCAUGGACCAUACUUCCGUUGUUACCGCACUUUUCUGUAAUGUAUAGCAGAAAUUCAUCAUGGAUUUUCUUCUGUGAAGAAGAGACAAGAAUACAAAUUGUACAACUCUUAGAAACACUCAGAAGAUAUGACCCAUCAAAGGAAUGGUUUUUAGGAAAAGCAUUACAUGACGAAGAAUCUACAAUAAUUCACCAUUAUGCCUUUUCUGAAAAUCCUACAGUUUUUAAAUAUCCAGACUUGGCUGCCGGCUGGGCCCUUAGUAUUCCACUGGUAAACAAGCUUACAAAGAGAUUAAAGAGUGAAUCCCUGAAAUCUGACUUCACAAUAGAUUUAAAACACGAGAUCGCGCUCUACAUCUGGGACGGAGGGAACGGACUCCCGCUCACGCCCGUGCCCGAGUUCUGUACAGACGUUGUGGGCUCCGCCUGCGCCACCUCGUUGCAGUCUUCCCUGCCGCUCUGUGGAAAUCCAUUGAAGAAGGAGGAUAUUUUUGUUGCAGUGAAAACAUGCAAGAAGUUUCAUGGUGAUAGAAUCCCCAUCGUGAAGCAGACUUGGGCAGGGCAGGCAGGUCACCUCGAAUACUACAGUGAUUACGCAGACAGCUCCAUUCCGACGGUGGAUCUGGGGAUUCCUAACACAGAUAGAGGGCAUUGUGGAAAGACAUUUGCCAUUUUGGAAAGAUUUCUAAAUCACAGCCAUGACAAAAUACCGUGGUUGGUCAUUGUGGAUGAUGACACAUUAAUAAGCAUCUCCAGACUCCGGCACCUGCUGAGCUGCUACGACGCCCGUGAACCCGUGUUUCUGGGAGAGCGUUACGGCUACGGGCUGGGCACCGGUGGCUACAGCUACGUCACGGGAGGAGGAGGAAUGGUUUUCAGCAGAGAGGCCAUCAGGAGACUUCUCGCCAGCAAGUGUCGCUGCUACAGCAACGAUGCUCCAGAUGACAUGGUCCUAGGGAUGUGCUUCAGUGGGUUAGGCAUCCCCGUGAUACACAGCCCUCUCUUCCAUCAGGCGCGGCCCGUGGAUUACCCUAAGGACUUCCUGUCUCACCAGGUUCCCGUGUCUUUCCACAAGCACUGGAACAUUGAUCCUGUGAAGGUCUACUUCACGUGGCUGGCGCCCGGUGAGGAGGACCGAGCCAGGGAGCAGAGUCGAAGAGGCCUCAGAGAGGAGCUGUGAGGCACGGGGCCCGCAGGCACGGUCGGAGGCCGAGACUCGCGCUGUCCUACUGGGCUGCGUCUCACGGCUCACCUGUGCGUGACACACGGCGUCGGAAGCGUCCUGACUGCAGGUGGACGUGUGACGUGGUCAUUUUUGAGUUGGGAGCGGGGAAGAAGUCAUAGGGAAAACAGAUUUUUUUUCUUUUCUGGGGAAAAAAAAUCACUUGCGUUGGCAUUAUGCAGUUCUUGUAAUACACAAUGAUUACUGUGUAUUUUUCAAGCUGUGAAACAGCAGCUUUAUUUCUGUCACAGAAAAAUAAAUGGUACCAGAAGUCUCCUUCCUGUCCUCGCUCUUCAUUAUAACGGAUGUGUCAGCUGGGCAUAAGGCUGGAGAGACGUGACUGUCUUCAUCAUUAUACGUAAAAUAAAGAAGAGAAGGUGUGUUGACCUGGAUCUUACCAUGGGGCCAACUUUUAAACCAUAUUAUUGAUCAAAAUGAUUUCCUGGUAACUCAGUGGGAAGACUGCUAUAUUAAGGAUCAUUCGUAAAACAUCGUGAGAGUCUAGCAAAUGAAAAAAUCCCCUGGAGUCUGUAAUCAGGGUUGUUAUGUUUUAUCUGUUUUUCUGUUUAUGCCUCAUAAAAAGAGAAUAAGAAGUCUUCUGCGAGACUUUUCUGCUUCUUUAGAGGUUCAUCUGUGUUCUAUUUCUCCCUGAAGCCCUAUCUUUAUGACCUACUUAUAAUACAAAAGUGUACUGACUGCUGCCAGAAAAAUGUUCUCAGUAUUUAAAAAACAGCGUUGUAUUUUAUUCAAGUCACUGAGCUCUGUGUAAAGUCUCAGAAAGUAUAUUAAAUUAAUUGUACCUGGUAUUUUAUUCUUAUUAUAUAUUACGUAAUGACUCCAGACUCAGAAAGGACCUCCCCAGUGUCAGGGAGGGCUGCAUGGUGAUUUGGCAACUUCCGAGGGUUCUCAAGGAAUGAAAUCUGCAAACAGUAUUUUGAAACUGCGCUCAU
This is a messenger RNA of Budorcas taxicolor (takin), 2447 nucleotides long. It is a transcript of the gene B3GLCT, whose product is annotated as beta 3-glucosyltransferase. Gene Ontology annotation, cellular component: membrane. The record is from RefSeq and is a predicted model, not a curated record. The transcript has 14 exons. NCBI's taxonomy places the organism in Eukaryota, Metazoa, Chordata, Mammalia, Artiodactyla, Bovidae. Bases 1 to 1455 code for a protein of 484 amino acids. Gene Ontology annotation, molecular function: acetylglucosaminyltransferase activity.